Messenger RNA from Eutrema salsugineum, 713 nucleotides. RefSeq lists its product as uncharacterized. Lineage: Eukaryota; Viridiplantae; Streptophyta; Magnoliopsida; Brassicales; Brassicaceae. Bases 68 to 358 code for a protein of 96 amino acids. Gene Ontology annotation, cellular component: mitochondrion. The transcript has 3 exons. The record is from RefSeq and is a predicted model, not a curated record.
CAGAAAGAAAGAAGCAAUUUAAACCCUAAGUUGUCCGAUCUCAAUCUGAUUUCUCCGACUCCUUCCAAUGUCGUCCUUGAAAGUCUGCAGAUUAUCAUCUAAGAUACAUUCUUUAACCCAGAAGUUUAGCAAGACGAAUGUUCACGUCUCGUCCUUACCCUCUCCCAUUAAAUCUUCAUCUCCAUCCUCAGCAACUAGCCGUAUCAAUCGAUCUUGUAGAUUACCAGUGGAGAUGAGUAGCUGCGUAUCGCUGUUUCCGCUACACAGUGCUAUAGCAUCUGCCAGAUUGGUAUCAAGCUUGUCUGUUGAAUCUAACAGCUGGGGUUUAGUUCCUCAAGGUAUUUCGAUGCCUUUAUGACAGUGUUUCCAUCUUACAACGAGUUUCCGGGAGGAUAAAGACAUGAAAACAAAACUCGGGCUGUAUCGUUUCUUUUCAUCUCCUAUUGAAUCCGUAAGGUCCUGAAUUUAGGAUAAGUUUAUCCUCAAACUCUCUGCUUGAAUUCUCAGUUUUUGAGUUGUCUUUUCGGCUAAUAUGCAUUUCAUGGUUGUGACUUCCAGCAAUUGAGUCAUAGAUCAUUGUAUUGUUGCUGGGAAGAUUAUAGUUUUCAUGCAAUGUCUCAUCUUAACGAAAUGAGUCAUAGAUCAUCAGACCCUUCUUCAAAUAGACAUGAUUCAAAAUAUCGUGAUAAGGAAAUUUCGUUUCAUUUAUACCA